GAGGGUGGGGUGGGGGAAAGAUUUCUAUCUUCUACUAUCAGUCUAUCGCGUGACCACCCACAUGACCCUUUCUUCCUAAAUUCCACGUUUUUAGUGGGCCAAGCCGAAGGGAGUUGCAUUUGCUUAAUAUGUAUUCUUGAAACAUACUGGUUCUUUAGAUUAGUGUUCAUGUUCAAGGUUUUUCUUGUGUUUUUUUAUAUUGGUUUCACAAAACUGGGUAUAUUUUUUUCAAUUGAAGUUUUGCUUUCGUAUGAUAUCGAGGAUAGUCAAUUUAAAAUGCCUGUACAGAUGUGAUGUAUCCAGAUAGUUCGUCCGGUUGGAUUUAUGUUGAACUAGGAGAGGUGUUCUUUAUGGUUUUUGGAGGAUAAUAAGCGAAAGGUUUGCAUGGCUGCGGUUCCGAUGUGCUCCAAAAUGACCUAUAAAGACCAAAGAGGCUUCAUGUAUGGAUGUAUGGCGUUGGCAGAUGGUCCUAGGUCAUUUGCUUCACUUUCAAGUGAAAUAUGCAAGAGACGGCACAUCUCAUAUCUUACUAUUGAUACCAUGACGGGAACCAAUACAAGAAAAGCGAAUAAAUCUAGACAGUUGCCUUUUAAUGGAAGUACUUCUACACUUUUCAGGAGCAUGACUGAAGUAACUGUCCUUCAGAUGGCACAUCUUACAGAAAGCCAUCUGAGAUUCAUUUCAGGCAAUGAUUCGCGUCUAGAAAAGCUUAACAUUGUUCGUUAUGCAUCAGAAUCCGUUAACAAUGAGAAGCAGCUGAGAUCAUUAGAUUCUUAUUUUGGAAAACUCCAAGAUGAUGCAAAACCAUCUCCUUCAGUUACUUUAGACAAGACAAGGCAGACACAUAAUGGAGAUGGUCAUGUCGGAUCAAAGACGGGGUUGAGUUCUCUCAAUGACUAUCUGGGAAAACUUAAUAAAGAUGAAAAAUCAGAAAAUUAUCAUGAGUCAUUUAGCACUCUUGUUGAUCAUACUGCCAAAGGCAAUCAAGUAGGAAAACCCUUCUCUAUCAGUGAUAAUUCCAAAACAGACAAUGAGGAGGAACCAAAGAGUUACAGGGGAGUAAGAAAUAGAUAUGGUAGUAGCGGUCCAGAAAGUUCACAAGACAUACGACAGGAUGAUGAAACAUCCAAUCUCUACUUAAUAGGUGGGUUGGUUUCUAUAAACAUUGCAGUUUUUCUGUUUGAGAUGGCAAGUCCGAUAAGGAACUCUGAAUUAGAGCUUCUUUCUCUCCCAUUAUUAUAUGGGGCAAAGAUAAAUGAUUUGAUCUUGGUUGGAGAAUGGUGGAGGCUGGUGACACCAAUGUUUCUGCACUCUGGAGCUUUUCACAUGGCUCUUGGUUGUUGGGGACUUCUUACUUUUGGGCCUCAGGUUUGCAGAGUCUAUGGUUCGUUUACAUUUUUCUUGAUCUAUAUCCUCGGAGGAAUUUCUGGCAACUUGACGAGCUUUCUUCACACACCAGAGCCGACUGUUGGUGGGACAGGACCAGUUUUUGCCAUAAUAGGAGCUUGGCUCAUUUAUCAGCUCCAAAACAAAGAUGUGAUCGCAAAAGAUGUUUCAGUUGGAAUUUUUCGGAAGGCAAUAAUUAUUACAGCUCUUGGCUUAUUAUUAAGUAAUUUCGGUCCAAUUGAUGACUGGACACAUUUUGGAGCAGCUUUUACCGGUACAGCAUAUGGCUUUUUCACUUGCCCAACACUUCAGCUAGACGAUGCAUCUUCAAGAGCGGGUCAAGAAGAGGGAAUUACACUUGUUAGACGAUAUGCCGAUCCUUGUAAAUCACUUAUUUUGUUCACUAUCUUCAUUGUUCUUCUGAGCUCUUUACUUUUCUUUAUCGAACCUCCUCUAAACGCCCUAGCAUCUGACAACUUUGCACAGUUGUGGAAAUAGGAUGCAAUAUAUUAGUAGUGGUUCUAAAUUCAUGUAGCGUGUAAGGGGUAGUCUUGGCUGGGAAACAAGACAACAUGUACAUGUAGAUCAAUAGGAUGCAAUAUAUUUUUUCCUGUUUUCAUUUUCCCUCUCCUUCCUUUGCCAAAGGAUGUAGAAAUUGCAAACAAUAAGAGGAACGGUGAAAUUCUCAAUGCACGAGGUGUCUUUUCUUAUA
Juglans microcarpa x Juglans regia is the source of this 2098-nucleotide messenger RNA. Its product is annotated as RHOMBOID-like protein 9, chloroplastic. Gene Ontology annotation, cellular component: membrane. The record is from RefSeq and is a predicted model, not a curated record. Gene Ontology annotation, molecular function: serine-type endopeptidase activity. Bases 385 to 1884 code for a protein of 499 amino acids. NCBI's taxonomy places the organism in Eukaryota, Viridiplantae, Streptophyta, Magnoliopsida, Fagales, Juglandaceae. The transcript has 7 exons.